Achroia grisella is the source of this 1912-nucleotide messenger RNA. Its product is annotated as glutathione synthetase-like. Gene Ontology annotation, biological process: glutathione biosynthetic process. Gene Ontology annotation, molecular function: glutathione synthase activity; glutathione binding; ATP binding. The record is from RefSeq and is a predicted model, not a curated record. The coding region runs from base 110 to 1705 and encodes 531 amino acids. The transcript is spliced from 13 exons. Lineage: Eukaryota; Metazoa; Arthropoda; Insecta; Lepidoptera; Pyralidae. Gene Ontology annotation, cellular component: cytosol.
UUCGCUGUUUUCAUUUUCUAUAAAUUCAAACAGUUUAAUUCCCACGAACAUAAUUGAAUAGUUACUACGCCUGUAAACACUUAUAAAUUAUUAUCACGUUAAUUUAAAAAUGACGCAAGCACGUUUUGCAAGUUGUAUUCCAUUGCCGUUAGAAAACAAAGUGCUAGUAAAUGUGAUUGAAAAAGCUAAAGAUUGGGCCCUCAUGCACGGCGUUGGGAUGAGAGACAAGAAACAUUUUACAAAAGAUUCCAUACAGAUUGCACCAUUUGUACUGUUGCCUUCACCUUUUCCACGAACGGAGUUCACCAAAGCAAUAGAACUGCAGCCUGUGCUGAAUGAACUGAUGCAUAAGGUUGCGCAUAAUGAUGAAUUUCUAGAACACACACUGCAAAAUGCACUCCAAGUGGACGAGUUCACAGCAAACCUAUACGAUAUAUGGGUUAAAAUAAGAAAUGAAGGUAUCACACAGCCGAUAUCGCUAGGCAUGCUGCGUUCGGACAUCAUGUUGGAGUCGAGGUGUCCACACACAGAGAACCAGUGUGCGAAACACACACCGUAUUGUUCAUGGAAGCAGGUUGAAAUCAACAGCAUAGCGUCCGGCUUCGGCCAUCUUGGCCCAUCCGUCAGCCUCGGGCUCUUCCGAUCUGACUACCUGAUGCACAACGCGGACCAGAAUCGUAUCAAGCAAGUGGAGUUUAACACGGUUGCAGCGAGUUUUGGCGCCAUCACAUCCAACCUUCCCGCCAUGUCUCGCUACAUUCUACGGCAGUUAGGACAUGGUGAUUUGAUAAAAAAUAUGCCGGAAAACCGGGCGCUGUCCGGUCUCUGUUCGGGCAUCGUAGAAGCUUAUGACUUGUUCGGAGUGCCGACCGCUGUGGUGCUGUUCGUGGUUGAGGAGGUAUCAUACAACAUCUGCGACCAGAGGUUCCACGAGUUCGAAAUAUCAGAAACACGGCCCGAAAUUAUGAUAUACAGAAAAACACUGAAUGAAAUAUAUGAAGAGACUGAGUUAAAUGAUAAGAAACAACUGAUCUUUGAAGGUCGUCCGGUGGCUGUGGUCUACUACCGCUCCGGUUACGAGCCGGCGCAGUAUCCGAGCUCCCGCGAAUGGGACGCGAGACUGCGAGUUGAACGAUCCACUGCGAUAAAGUGCCCAUCGAUUCAAUACCAACUGGCUGGUACGAAGAAGGUACAACAGGCGCUGGCGGCUGACGGCGCCCUCGAACGAUUCAUGGGCUCGAGCGCGGCCACAGCACGCGUCAGAGAUAUAUUCACCGGACUGUACUCGCUGGACUUCGACGAGAGUGGCGAGAGAGCGGUGGAUAUGGCCAUCGCUGAUGCUGAAAGAUUUGUAUUAAAACCACAACGAGAAGGCGGCGGGAAUAAUUUGUACGGCGAUGAAGUGCGAGACGCAUUGUUACGCAUGCGUCAUAGUCGCGAGCGAGCUGCGUACAUACUAAUGGAACGGAUACUGCCCCCACUAGUACCAGGAUACGUGGUGCGACCUGGUGCACCAGUGCCUCCGCAGAUAAUGGAUCUGGUCUCCGAGCUUGGCAUAUUCGGUGUCAUCAUUGGCACGAAGGAUAAAAUCAUCAGUAACCGUCAGGUAGGGCACAUGCUUCGUACGAAAUUGGCUGAUGCAGACGAAGGCGGCGUAGCGGCAGGUCUCGGGGCACUAGACUCGCCCUAUCUUAUCGAUAUUUAGCCACGUACUAUACUAUAGUGUUGCACUAUUAUAGUAGCCCUCAGGACAAUGACUAAAGCAAUAAAAAAUAAGUCUCAUACAUACAUACAUAAGGGCCAUCCAACAAAAAAAAAACUAAAGUCUCGUAUAUACUUAGGGGCCAUACAUAAAUUACGGGUCGACAAUGUGUGACAAGGGAACAAAUUUAGUACCCUUUCAGGUAAUAAA